Messenger RNA from Clupea harengus (Atlantic herring), 1620 nucleotides. It is a transcript of the gene orc4, whose product is annotated as origin recognition complex, subunit 4. Gene Ontology annotation, molecular function: DNA replication origin binding; ATP hydrolysis activity. Gene Ontology annotation, cellular component: nuclear origin of replication recognition complex; nucleus. The record is from RefSeq and is a predicted model, not a curated record. NCBI's taxonomy places the organism in Eukaryota, Metazoa, Chordata, Actinopteri, Clupeiformes, Clupeidae. Gene Ontology annotation, biological process: DNA replication; DNA replication initiation.
CCACACCAACAACCCCGGAUAUGCUCAAGAUAGCCCUUCCCGAUUUUGUAGUGUCUCUGUUCUAGGUCCGAAAACUUCCUUGUGGCAGGAUUUUGAGUUGAAAGUUCACAAAUGGCGCGGAAACACUAGAGAGGAAUUUGUGUGGUGUAUUUGUCAAUUUCAGUUAUUCUUACAUUUAAUUUAGCACCACGUUUCAGAAGCAAACUCCAGUAACGAACAGAGCCAUGAGCAAAAGAAAGUCAAAGGAGAGCCAUAUGACAGUCGGGGAGUGUGUCUCACAGGCACAAAAAUGUUUGAGGCAGAGGUUUUGUCGGCAGGAGCUGUCUACCCGACCCAUGGGUCUGGAAUCUCAGCACAAGCACUUGCUGGAGCUGCUGAGGAGAACGGCUGUUCACGGCGAGAGUAACUCGGUACUCAUCGUGGGACCCAGGGGAUCUGGCAAGACAAUGCUACUGAGCUACGUCCUGAAGGAACUACUGCAGGAGAAAGAUGUUAAGAGUAACAUUAUGUUGGUGCAUUUAAAUGGGUUACUGCAGACUGAUGAUAGGAUCGCCCUCAAAGAGAUCACAAGACAGCUCAACUUGGAGAACGUUGUUGGAGACAAAGUUUUUGGUAGUUUUGCUGAGAACCUUGCGUUCCUUCUGGAAGCACUCAAGAAAGGUGACCGUCACAGCAGUCGCCCAGUGAUCUUCGUGCUGGAUGAGUUUGAUCUCUUUGCCCACCACAAGAACCAGACGCUUCUGUACAACUUGCUGGACGUCUCGCAGUCUGCCCAGGCUCCCAUCGCAGUAGUGGGCCUCACCUGUCGACUGGAUGUGCUGGAGCUGCUUGAGAAGAGAGUGAAGUCACGCUUCUCCCACCGGCAGAUCCACCUGCUCAGCUCCAUGGGCUUCAGCCAGUACCUGGAGACGGUGCUCUCCCAGCUGAGUCUGCCCGCCGACUUCCCCGACACCAAGUUCUCAGACGAGUGGAACGCCAACGUUAAGAAACUGUGUGAGGACAAAUCAGUGGAGGACGUUCUACGAAAACACUUCAACAGCAGCAAGGAUUUCCGCUCACUGCACUUGUUGCUGCUGCUGGUGCUUGGCCGUGUGACGGUAUCAAACCCUGUCAUCAAGCCGGCCGACCUGCUGGAAGUUGGCCGCUUGAGCAGCGUGGACUCCAAGGCAAACAUUCUCCACGGUGUCUCUGUUCUGGAGCUGUGCCUCAUCAUUGCCAUGAAGCACCUGAAUGACAUCUAUGAGGGCGAGCCUUUCAACUUCCAGAUGGUGCACAAUGAAUUCAAGAAGUUCAUCAGCAGGAAGUCACACUCCAUCCACAACUUUGAGAAACCAGUCGUCAUCAAGGCCUUUGAACACCUCCAGCAGCUGGAGCUGAUCAGGCCAGUGGAGGCGUGCAGUGUGAAGAUCCAGAGAGACUACCAGCUGAUGAAGCUCAUGCUGGACCACACCCAGGUCAUGGAGGCCAUACAGAGAUACCCACAAUGCCCCACAGAUGUGCGCCAGUGGGCCUUCUCAGCGUUCGGCUGAUGCCUGGACUGUACGUUCAUUACGAGGAUUCUGAUACGUUGACUGACGUUGACUUGGGUAAAGAGGCUUCUCUGCAGAUUGUGCAUCGUGU